Molecule: messenger RNA, 8540 nt
Organism: Capra hircus (goat)
Lineage: Eukaryota; Metazoa; Chordata; Mammalia; Artiodactyla; Bovidae
Gene: FOXK1
Product: forkhead box K1
Exons: 9
Coding region: 1-2127 (708 amino acids)
Biological process (GO): regulation of transcription by RNA polymerase II
Molecular function (GO): RNA polymerase II cis-regulatory region sequence-specific DNA binding; protein binding; DNA-binding transcription factor activity, RNA polymerase II-specific
Source: RefSeq, a predicted model, not a curated record
AUGGCCGAGGUCGGCGAGGACGGCGGGGCCCGCGCCCUGCUGGCGCUGCGCUCGGCGCCCUGCAGCCCGGUGCUGUGCGCCGCCGCCUUCCCGCCCGCCGCGCCCGCCGCCGCCCCGUCGCCGCCGCCGCCGCCCGCCCAGCCCCCGCCGCCCCCACCGCCGCCGCCGGGCGCGAUCGCGGGGGGCGCGGGGGGCGCGGCGGGCGAGGCCCUGGUGGCCGCGGCCGCCGCCUCGGUGCGCCGGAGCCCCGGGCCCGCGCUGGCGCGCCUGGAGGGCCGCGAGUUCGAGUUCCUCAUGCGGCAGCCCAGCGUCACCAUCGGCCGCAACUCGUCGCAGGGCUCGGUGGACCUGAGCAUGGGCCUGUCCAGCUUCAUCUCGCGGCGCCACCUGCAGCUCAGCUUCCAGGAGCCGCACUUCUACCUGCGCUGCCUCGGCAAGAACGGCGUCUUCGUGGACGGGGCCUUUCAGCGGCGCGGCGCGCCAGCCCUGCAGCUGCCCAAGCAGUGCACCUUCCGCUUCCCCAGCACGGCGAUAAAGAUCCAGUUCACGUCGCUGUACCACCAGGAGGAGGCCCCCGCGUCCCCGCUGCGGCCGCUCUACCCACAGAUCUCCCCGCUGAAGAUCCACAUCCCGGAGCCGGACCUCCGGAGCCUGGUCAGCCCCAUCCCCUCCCCGACCGGCACCAUCAGUGUCCCCAACUCCUGCCCAGCCAGCCCCCGAGGGGCCGGCUCCUCCAGCUACCGCUCCGUCCAGAACGUGACCUCCGACCUGCAGCUGGCCGCAGAGUUCGCCGCGAGGGCCGCCUCUGAGCAGCAGGCCGACACGUCCGGAGGGGACAGCCCCAAGGACGAGUCGAAGCCGCCGUACUCAUACGCUCAGCUCAUCGUGCAGGCCAUCUCGUCCGCGCAGGACCGGCAGCUGACUCUGAGCGGAAUCUACGCGCACAUCACCAAGCAUUACCCUUACUACCGCACAGCCGACAAGGGCUGGCAGAACUCCAUCCGCCACAACCUCUCGCUGAACCGCUACUUCAUCAAGGUCCCUCGCUCCCAGGAGGAGCCGGGGAAGGGGUCCUUUUGGAGGAUAGACCCUGCUUCAGAGGCCAAGCUGGUGGAGCAGGCGUUCCGGAAGCGGAGGCAGCGGGGCGUCUCCUGCUUCCGCACCCCCUUUGGGCCGCUGUCGUCCAGGAGCGCCCCAGCUUCACCCACCCACCCCGGGCUGAUGUCCCCGCGUUCCAGUGGCCUGCAGACUCCAGAGUGCCUGUCCCGGGAGGGCUCGCCCAUUCCACACGACCCUGACUUUGGGGCCAAGUUAGCUUCUGUUCCCGAGUACCGCUAUUCCCAAAGUGCACCCGGCUCUCCAGUCAGCGCCCAGCCGGUGAUUAUGGCCGUGCCACCCCGGCCUCCCAGCCUGGUGGCCAAGCCCGUCGCCUACAUGCCGGCUUCCAUAGUGACGGCCCAGCAGCCCUCAGGCCACGCCAUCCACGUGGUACAGCAGGCACCCCCCGUCACCAUGCUCAGGGUGGUCACCACCUCUGCCAGCUCCGCCAAUGGAUACAUUCUCACCAGCCAAGCUGCAGCGGGGGGUGCCCACGAGGCAGCAGGCACGGCUGUGCUGGACCUGGGCAGCGAAGCGAGAGGCUUGGAAGAGAAGCCCACCAUCGCACUCGCCACCAUCCCCGCCGCCAGCCGGGUGAUCCAGACGGUGGCCAGCCAGAUGGCCCCAGGGGUCCCCGGACACACGGUCGCCAUCCUGCAGCCUGCCACGCCGGUAACCCUGGGGCAGCACCACCUCCCGGUCCGGGCCGUCACUCAGAACGGCAAGCACGCCGUCCCCACAAGCAGCCUCGCUGGCAGCGCUUACGCCCUCACCAGCCCUCUGCAGCUCCUCGCGGCCCAGGCUAGCUCGUCCACACCGGUGGUGGUCACACGCGUGUGCGAGGUAGGGCCCGAGGAGCCAGCGGCAGCAGUGGCCACCAGCACAGCGCCCCCCACCGCCCCCUCCACCUCUCCCACUGGGGAGCCCGAGGUCAAGAGGUCCCGAGUGGAGGAGCCCUUGGGGACUGUGACCGCACAGGCUGGCGUGAUGGCAGCCGCUGGCCCACAGGGCCCCGGGACCGGGGAGUGACGUCGCGGCGUGGAGGUGGAGUGGGACAAACGCCAGACGGAGCUCUGGGGCCGGACCGGGGCGGCUGACCCCGCCACCUCUGGGACUGAGACGAGAAAGCUCCCCGCAGGCCAAGCGCAGGGCCACGUGGGCGGGCAGGACACCUCUAUCGGCACCCGGACACCCGUCCUCCUGCCCCCGCUCUGGUUUCAAACAAAAACACAUAAACGCGUUCAGUCAGCUGAUUGUACGAUUCUGGAAUUCUUUGUCUUCGUUUCCUUCUCCCCCCACCCCCACUGCCAGCACCGCCUUUUCUCCCCAGGCCUUUCGCCAAGGGCGUGGGGAGAAGGUCGCAGCCCAGUGUCUCCAGAAACGUAUCCAGGCGGCCCGGCCCCACACAGAAGCCAGGCUCCCAGAGCACCUUCACCCCAAGAUGGGAUAGAAGCACGGGCCGGGGGCGCCAGCCCUGUCUGUAAGAGACGGGACCCUGGCGAGAGAGACGCAGAGCCGCCAGCUGUCAGUCCGUCCCCAUCGCUGCUUCUUCUGAAGUGACACCAAAAGUGUCAGCUUUCGCUGGACGGAGGGGAGGGGUCUGGUCUGGCUUUGGGCCCCACGUUUCCGGUUUUGUUGAAAGGCGGAACUGAGGCUUCACUGACGGCCUGAGACAGACACAGAAGAGAUCACCAGUUCCUGAGGUUUCCACCCAAAGACAGUUUAACAGCUGGGUAGGUCUGGGUCUUCCCUGCAUCGGUCCCCACAGAGUGAACUCUUGCCGCUCCGUCUGCUAACUUCAAGGAAGACCGACGGCCUCCUGGACUGCACUCAAGGCAGAGAGCUGUUUGGAUGAGAGGCCCACCUGCAGCGUCCGCCCUCGUCCCGGCCACACCAGGUUGCUGGGGGCAGAAGGACGCGGCCGCCCCCGAGGGAGGACGGUCACACCAAGCGGCCUCGUUUCCUGCCGGCUCUGACAUCCAGGGGCCCUGCGGCUGCCCGCCCAGCCUCCUCACCAGCUGCCAGGGUUUCUACUGCCCGACAGCCUGCCUGCCAUGACUGACCAGAACCGGCUCUGCGGCCCGUGGCGCCGGAGGCCCCAGGCUGGGCCCCCAGCCCUCACCAGCUCGGGGGCCCUCGGGAGCCUCAGGCAGAGCAGGGCACCUGCAGUCCUUCAAGUCUCGGGAGAGCACUCUCAGGAAACGUUCAGCGCAUCUCUGUGAAGGGUGGUUAGACCUGGCCUGGUGUCAGCCGGGCCCCGGAAGUCCCCAUGGACAUGGGCUCCCCGCUUCCAAACCGCCAUCACAGCUGCAGGGCCGGGCGUGCAGGCCACUUGCACCGCCAAGGUUGUCCCCAGGCGCCCCUCGGGGACCAGCGUGGAGUGUCCUUCCUCCAGCCCGGUGUCCACUCAGCCCGCAGGCCAGGUGCGUCCGUGCCGCCAACCCUCACCCUACGUCAUGGCCGUGGUGCCCCUGUGAGGUCAGAGACAGGAGGACUGGCGCCCAGCUCUGCGCCCAUGCCGCCCUGGCGUUCUCUGUGGAGUCCCAUCUGGUGUGAGUGCGGAGCGUGAGACUGAACGGGUCGAGACGGGCAUCCGGGCACCGCCAGGCUGGCUCUGCAGGUCCUGGGCAGGGCUAGGGGGCCGUCGUCUCUUUCUCUUCCGUCGCUGCUCAGCCCUGGGACUGCGCGGGUCUCGCUCAGAUGCCUUCUUGCUCACAGACCAUCCUCCACACCACAGCUCACCUCCCACGGAGACAGAUGCCAGGCCAGCCGGGCCAAAGGACACGCCCAGCCCCGGCCCCUCUGCCUGGCCUGACCAGUCUGGCCGGACCCUGUGUUCUCCUGAUUUCCGAGGCAUUUUGGUUUCUCUGUGUUACCAUGGACUCCCUCACGUUGUACCCUGGCGGUGGUUCAGGGAGAAAGAAGUGGAGGCGGGGCCGUGGCUGGAACUGGGAGGGAGAUGGGACGGGGUGUCCUCAGUGACGCUCUGCCACGUGCCUAACACAUGCCUUUUCAGCUCCUUCUGAGCAGAAGGGACCCUGUGGGGCCAGGUCCAGGGGACCAGCCACUCCAGGUUCCUGGUGAGCCUCUGGGUGGGCUUUUGGUCAUCUCCCCAGAUGGCCUGUGGCGCCCACCAGCACUCAUCCUGAGACCAAGAGGCCAGGAGUGGGCAGCUGUCCAGGAAAGAUGCUGCUGUAGCCAGAAAGAUCUCUGGUGUCCUUGGAGACCCCCAGACCGUGGGGCCACACCUGCCCGCGCCACACCCAUCUGCAGGAGCAGCCAGGAGAGCCAGCAGCUGUGGUUUUCCACACACCCAGGUGUGGCACGUGGACCGACCCACCCAAGGCUGGGAAAUAAAAAGGUAACCUGGCUUGAUGCUGGGGCCACGGCCGCCUCAGAUCACCCAGGGGCUGAACUCCACAGAGGGUCGGCCGGGUGGGUGUGCUCGGGCCUGUCAUCACAGCCGCUCCCUCCAUCCGAAUACCAGGCCCACCUGUCCGGCUGUACUCGACCUUUCCCAGCGCCAGAUACAGGAGGGCGCCGCUCUGCACAGCAGGGCAACACAAAAAUCCCUGCCUUACCCCGCUGAGCGGCCUGCCCUCUGGCCAGUGUCACCUGCUCGCGGGCCCAGGGUGGACGCUGAGUGUCUCUCAUCUGCAACCUGCGUCUCUCUGUGAAGCUCUGGGUCACCUGGCGCUGUCGGGCAGAGCCUGUGGUCGGGGUUCAGACCAUCUGUCCUUCCCCCCACCCCCCUGGGAUCCCCUGUGAGGUCGGAGCAGCACUAGGGGGCCCCCCCGGGCUGGACAUCGGCACCUCCGACCCCCUCGGCUGCAAGGGGCCCUCAGGCUCUUUCUGCCGCCUGGUUGGCUCACGUUCGCGGUUUGCCAUUUGUGGGAGGUGGUUUUUUCUGCUUCAGAAUUAAGCCAAAUGGAGAAGGUGAAAAGCGGACUUCUGAGCUGCCAAUCAACGCUCAUUGGUGAUUCUCAGGCGGGAGGGGGUGGGCUUGGUGGGGCCACCAGGCUGCUGGCUGCUUAUCCGGACCCCGCUGGGCCUGGAGGGAGAUUGGUUUAGGUCGCAGCAGGUCUUGUUCGGCUGGCGCGCUUACUUCCCCUAAAGAAAGGUCUGCCUGGACCAGCCAGGGUGAGCCGCCCGGCUCCCGAGGCGCGUCCCAAGGUCUCUAGACAGAAACUUCUUCACUGACCCCUUGAAAUUCAGGAGGAGACAGAAACUUCUGGAUUUUUCCUUUGGUCAGUUUCUUCCUUUUUGGAGGCAAAGAAAAGACCGAAUGUGAGCGUGUGUUAGAGAAGAGGGUCCUUCGCGCGGCUCCUUUUGGGUUUAGACUGAAGGGCGGUUGAGGCCGGAGAAGGAGCUGUCUUCUUCCCAAGCCCCAGGUUCUGCUUUGCCCCGAGACGGCUUCGUCUGAGAUGGGGCGCUGCCGAGCCCCCGGGAACCGGCCUCGGGCGCCGCCAAGCUGACGGCUGCCCUCCCCGGCUUCAGUGCAAGAAGGAAUGGACGGAGCUGCUAGGCAGGCCCCGGGGCGGUGGGGGGCGGAGCCAGCGGGAGCCACGCCCUCGCGGCCCGCAGCUCCAGGCCGUCCUUGGGGAUACCUCUGCCCAGAAGCGAAGUGACCUACCGCGCGGCGUUCACCUUAUUCACACGUGCUGCUACGAGGCGGGGACGGGCCCCAGAAGGAGGGAGGCUUCUGUCCGCAGUCCUCAGGCUGCUCUCACGCGUGAACUCCUCUCAUCUCACCCGUCCCUUCCUCCAGGCCUCGUCUCCAUCGCGCCGACCCGCCCUUCCCGCCGGGCCGGCCUCUUGCCUCGUCUCUUACCCCCAGAAGCUGCUCCCCCCGGGGCCAAGGGCCGGUCUGGGCCAUCAGUCACCACGCAGCCCCUGGGGUGGCUUCGUCCGACCGUGAGGGGCCCACGCGGAGGUGCAGCUGCACUGCAGGGUGUUGUGUUUGACGCACACCGCGAGCGUCUGCUCUGAAUGGAAACAGAAAGUGGGCCCGUUGGCCGAGUGUGUUUAGGGAAAGUAGUUUUGCUCUUCUGCUGAGAAGAAUGGUCACUUGCCGAGUCGUCGGUGCCCCACCCCCCGCACCACCACCGGGUUGUCUGGGCGUCCCUGCGGAAGGCCUGUCCGCUGGGCUCCGGCCUUGGCUCAGCUCUGCCCCCGCCCGCGGGGUCAUCCCCUCCUGUCCUCAUGCCCGGGAGCACGGGACUCAGCAGAGAAGAGAGGCUGGAAGGGUUCAUGUCUCUGGAUUUGACAAGACCCCCCUCUGUCCCCAUCACGUCCCAGUGAAUGUCCCAGCAGCCGCCGAGAGGUCUGUCUGCAACACUUGCCCUGGCCCCGCCCCCAGCUGCAGGCCUGGCCCCGCCCAGUGACCCUGCCCACCGCCCGUGACAGGAGGCUUCCUGCGGGCUCAGCCAUGACCAGGAGGGACUCUGUGCUAUGUCUUCACGCGGCCCUGAGGUGGAGAUUGCUUCAAGUAGGCAAGCCUCAGGGUGUUCAGCGUCUUUUCCUCUCUCUCAGUAUUCAAAAAAAGACAGGGGGCUGCGGGCACUUUCUAGGCAUCUUCCUUUUUCUCCAGGGAAGUAUCUUGCUCAGAGGAUUUCCUUCAUUCCUUGGACCUGCUUGUCAUGCUGGAAGCAACUGGGUAAAGGUCCUGAGAAGGCAAAUUUGGCAGGGGGAGGUGGGGAGCUCCAGCAGACAGGUUUCUCUACUUUGGUUGAUGGGCUGAACGCUGGCUGCAUGGGACCCCCUCACCCCCACCCCCAGCCCUGACGAGCCAGGGGGUCUUCAGGUCACACCCUCCAUCACCCUUUUGCUUCCAAGGGAGACAAGAGGUCUCCAAGCUAUACUCUCUCUUGCCCCAGAUCCGUUAAGGGUCAGAAUUGGAAGAAUUCUAGUUCAUUAUUGUUUGAGAUCCUUUUUCUGCAAUCAGUGGCUCAUUGGACUCAUCCAAAUAUUUAUUGGUGGUUCACUCUACAUGAGAAACAGUAAGAAGUGCAGGGGAGUCCAGACCUGAGAGGAAUGUAGCUGUUUAGCACUGUGACCACCCCCCCCCCCCGGGCUACCAUCGUGUUGGUCCGACUCACUAAAGAUUCCAUGCUGCUCAUGUGAAGGUUUUUCUUAGUUGCUGGUGGCUCAGCUGGUAAAGAAUCCGCCUGCAAUGCAGGAGACCUGGGUUCGAUCCCUGGGUUGGGAAGAUCCCCUGGAGAAGGGAAAGGCUACCCACUCCAGUAUUCUGGCCUGGAGAAGUCCAGGGACUGUAUAGUUCAUGGGGUAACAAAGUCGGACACAACUGAGCAACUUUCACUUACUUAUUUACUUACUUUCUUAGCUGCAGUGAUAAGACUGGCCCCUCUCAAGCGUUGCCAUGACCCCCAAGGAAUGUUAUGAGCUGUCCCCAAAUUCUGAGCAUAUUGGCUGAGCUGGAAUGAGGUUCAUGAACCUGAAAUGGAUUUCUCGUGCAUGAAGUUAACUGGCCAAAAGGCUACGGAACUACGCCUGUGGCUUCUUAAGACGUUAGCCUCUAAAUUUCUGAGUUGUUAUCCAAAAAAUAAUUGUAAUAAGUAAAAAUAGGAUUUAAAAUCAAACAUUCUUAAGUCUGGCCUCUCCCAGCUUCCUUCCAGGAUGGGCUUUCUGGGUACCCGGUCAAGGGGGACCGACCCUGCUCCGUUUCUGCUUUAGGACAGGGACAAGGAGGAGAGAUGAAAGUGGGUCCUUGAUUCUUGCUUAUAUUCAGACCCAGAUCCCCGGCAGCUUGGUGCACAUGGGCAAGGGAUAAACCCAGCACGGAUUGUGUUUUCUUAUCUGACUGACAAUUAGCCUGCAAAGGCCCUUCAGCGGGGGCGGGUGUUGUUAGGGGGCGUGUGUUGUUAGGGGGCGUGUCUGUGUGCUUUUUUUUUUUUCAUGGUGGCUGUCUAAAGUUUUUUCCACAAUACGUUUAAUCAUCAGUGCUUUAAAAGAGUGGCGGUAUCCUGUAGAGUGUGAAUUAGGCUCCGUGGCGUGUUGGGCGGGAGGCUGAAGUCGCGUCGCGUGGCCAUGGUUCACCAUCCGCAUGUGGGCUCUAGCCUCUGGGGCACCCAGGAGGGACACAUACACCCCAGCACCUUGGCAGGGUGGGGGGAGGGGUGCAAGCAGGCAGGACCCACCUCAGCUAGGCCGGCCUGCGUUUUCAUUUCAAAUGGGAUACAGUAUUUUUUUUUUAAUAAGGAGCCAUACAUUUUUUAAAAAAUGUUUGAGAUCUGAAUGUGAUUUCUAAUUGUACCAGACGUUAAUGUUUUAAAGCUAUAACAAAGUUUAAAAUUUCUACCUUUUUUUUUCCAUUUAACUGUUCUUUUAUCUAUUAAAUUGUUGUAUGUGGACGGGGAAGUUUUGUCUUUCCUCUUAGCAUUUGUUUCUAUAACCAGAAAUAAAAUUAUAUAUUAAAGAAACGA